This is a messenger RNA of Suillus paluster, 351 nucleotides long. RefSeq lists its product as uncharacterized. The record is from RefSeq and is a predicted model, not a curated record. Lineage: Eukaryota; Fungi; Basidiomycota; Agaricomycetes; Boletales; Suillaceae. The annotation marks the transcript as partial. The transcript has a single exon.
ACUGUAAUCCAAUCGCAAAUUGCGAACAUUCGCUCGCAAAACAACCUCGCCUUUCAGAUCAUUCACAGACUUUGCUUGUUCAGCGGUGGUACAUCUCGCAAAACCAUUGACUUACUCGCACAUUGCGGUCUUUCGCCUGGGUAUGAUGCAUUGCACAUUUCUCAUACUAUUAUGGCCGAUGGUCAGAUACGAAGGGCACAGCUCGUUGCGAGAGGACCGCAUAUGAUAGGCUGGGACAACAUUCAAGUUUCGACAUCUACUCAUGUUGAACAGCGUGCUUUAGCCCCCCCGAAAGUCCAGUCAGGCACCACGACAAUCAUAUACCCACUGCGUAACACAACCUUAGAAUGA